Molecule: messenger RNA, 359 nt
Organism: Ilex paraguariensis (yerba mate)
Lineage: Eukaryota; Viridiplantae; Streptophyta; Magnoliopsida; Aquifoliales; Aquifoliaceae
Source: the annotation of a GenBank genome assembly
UCCUUGAGCGAGUCAAUGCCACACUUGUCGAAGAUCGAGAUGAAUUGCAAGCUCAGCGUGCUGCUACCCCGUGUUCUCGGCAAAAAUUCGUCAUCCCUUCAUCUGGAAGGAACAGAUCAGUGAAGAAUUUUCUAAUUUUCCUUUCUUUGGGUGAGCCUUCCAAAUCCACACCUUCAAUUGUUCAAAUUUCUGAUGAUGUAACUCCUUUACCUACCCUAGAAGCUGACCAAACAUUUCUUUCUGAUGAUGCCCUUGAACCUGCUGAGACACAAGUUAGUCAUGAGGCUUCAAUUCCUCCUCCUGAACCUAAUUUUGAGGUGGUGCUUGCUAAUCCUUCAAUUGCCUUAUCACCAACUUAG